GAUGAUAAAUACGUGUUUGAGUUUUGAGUAGCGGCAUAACUUGUAUUUAAAUUUCCGUAUACUUCAAGUCAGGCCCACACAGUGAUUGAACGACUACUUGUUCACUGUGACAUAAUGCUUCGACACACGUUCCGAUCUCGGCCGCAGGUAGCCCAGUGCGUACUGAUCGCCCGGUACGCCAAUGGCUCCAAGCGCACGUACAGCAUAUUCAACGACGCUGUGGCAGAGACAGAGAACACAGCUGAGCCAUACAAAUACAAGAACUUCAUCAACGGUGAGUGGAGAGAGUCCAAGGCCACCGAAUGGAUUGACGUGCGCAACCCCGCUACCAACGAGGUUGUGGCCAGAGUGCCAUGCUCCACACAGGAAGAGAUGGAGGAGGCUGUUGAGUCGGCCAAGACGGCUUUUCAGACGUGGAAGAAAACGAGCGUGAUGCACCGCCAGCGCAUUCUGUUUGAGCUAGCCAACCUCAUCCGCACGCACAUGCACGAUGUGGCCAAGCUCAUCACACGCGAGCAGGGCAAGACACUUGCCGAUGCCGAUGGAGAUGUGCUCAGAGGCUUACAGGUAGUAGAAUACGCCACCGGGGUGCCCACACAGCUUGUAGGUGGCACUCUAGGCCAGGUGGCCGCAGACAUGGACACGUACAUGUACCGACAGCCUCUGGGUGUCACGGCAGGUAUCUCGCCCUUCAACUUCCCUGCGAUGAUUCCUCUGUGGAUGUUCCCUAUGGCCAUGGCCACCGGAAACACGUCGGUCAUGAAGUGCUCUGAGCGAGACCCUGGAGCUGCUAUGGCGCUGGUGGAGCUAGCUCGUCAGGCUGGUGUGCCCCCAGGAGUGGUUAAUGUGAUCCACGGCACAAAGAACGCCGUCGACUUUAUCUGCACAAACCCUGACAUCAAGGCCAUCUCAUUUGUUGGCAGUGAUCAUGUGGGUAAGCACAUCUACGAGCUCGGCUGCAAGCACGGCAAGCGUGUACAGUCCAACAUGGGGGCUAAGAACCACGGGGUGAUCAUGCCUGAUGCGAACAAGGAGUAUACACUCAACCAGUUGGUAGGAGCGGCAUUCGGCGCCGCUGGACAGCGCUGCAUGGCUCUGUCUACAGCUGUGUUUGUGGGCGAGUCGAAGGCGUGGAUGCCUGAGAUCAUGGAGAGGGCCAAGAAACUCAAGGUGAGUGCUGGUAAGGAGCCCAACACAGAUGUGGGCCCAGUGAUCAGUCCUGAGGCACAGAAGCGCAUUGAAGGUCUGAUCCAGUCCGCCAUUGACGAGGGAGCCGAAGUCAUUCUGGAUGGCCGAGGUGUGUCCGUCAACGGCUACGAGAAGGGCAACUUCAUCGGCCCCACCAUCAUCACAAAUGUCAAGCCACACAUGCGCUGCUACAAGGAGGAGAUCUUUGGCCCAGUCAUGGUGUGUAUGGAGGUGGACACCCUGGACGAUGCCAUUGAACUGGUGAAUGCCAAUAUGUACGGCAACGGCACAGCCAUCUUCACCAACAACGGCGCCACUGCACGCAAGUAUCAGAUGGAGAGCGAGUGUGGACAGAUUGGUAUCAACGUACCCAUCCCCGUGCCAUUGCCCAUGUUCUCCUUCACUGGCAACAAGGGCAGCAUCCGCGGAGACCUCAAUUUCUACGGAAAGGCUGGCAUUGACUUCCUGACACAGCAGAAGACCAUCACAUCGCUAUGGCGUCAGGAGGAUGCAGACAACGACAUCUCUGCCACGAACUUCCCCAAGCUAGGCCGCUAGAUAGUCGCAAACGUGUAGGUGUGCCGGUACACAUGUGAUGCUGCUGUGCAUAUAGAUCGGCAAAAGAUUUCUCUAGUUACUACCGACGAGGGAGACCUUCCUGCUGGUAUCUGUCGGCAUUGACUGUGUACUGGUUCUCUGACUCAACAAGUUGGAAUCCACUCCAUAUCAUGCACAACGGACGAGUGCAUCACACGUGUUUCGCACAAGUUGAUUACAUCUGUAUCGAAUUUACAUACGGAUGUAUGCGGUUUACGUCACGCGUUAUGCGCCAAUAAGAUGACCAGACUGUCAUAUAUCAGGAAGUGGUAGAUCGUGCAUUGGCGGCCACAGCCACGCAUGAAGAAACAUCCACACAACCAUGUAGUGUGUAUAUCUCCGCUUGGAGGAUUUUCAUACUGUUAGUACGAAUAUUUGAAAUAGAAAUAAAGUAGUAUUACUACAAAGCG
Molecule: messenger RNA, 2195 nt
Organism: Sphaeroforma arctica JP610
Lineage: Eukaryota; Ichthyosporea; Ichthyophonida
Product: methylmalonate-semialdehyde dehydrogenase [acylating], mitochondrial
Exons: 9
Coding region: 115-1746 (543 amino acids)
Biological process (GO): thymine catabolic process; L-valine catabolic process
Cellular component (GO): mitochondrion
Molecular function (GO): methylmalonate-semialdehyde dehydrogenase (acylating, NAD+) activity; malonate-semialdehyde dehydrogenase (acetylating, [NAD(P)+]) activity
Source: RefSeq, a predicted model, not a curated record